AUGAAUGCUCUUGAUGAACUUCCCUUUAAAAUUCCCGUGGGUGAUCUAGACGAACCCCUGGAAAUGCAGCCAAUCACAGUUCCAGACAUCCAGAUUCCCGACUACCGUCAAAUACUCCGGGAGACAGAGUAUGAGUUUAGUCUGGAGAACUGGGUCUUGACUGGACAACAGGCGGGCUACUGUAAAAACCCGAGAUCUGCCCAGCGGCUGAACGUUGGUGCUGGUGCAGCUCCCUCCUGCCCCCCCUACUGGCUGAUGUUCAGCAGCCCCCAGCAGAGCCGGCUCGGUCGCCACAGGAGCGGGGAAUUCUGGGACCGCGGGCGACGCCCACGCAGCCUCAGUCUGAGUUCGGCGGACUCCCGUUGGCUGCCCCCGCAUCGCUCCGUCAAAUUCCUCAUCUCCGACUCGGAGUGCGACGCUGGUGGAUACUCCGAGGAUGACGAAGGCUCCUCUACGGAGGAAGACUGCUUAGCCCGCUCCUCGAAGACCAGGGAGAGACCUCAGAGCGCGGGACCCAAACAGGGCCUCUCCCGUCUCAGGGAGCUCAAGAAGAACACGGAUCCUCACGUGUCACACCCCUCCUCCCCUCGUGGGCACCACCGCUCCAAGACCUCUGUCCAGGAGCUCCGUCAGGCCUCCCUGCCCGUUAAGGAACAGCCGAAGCUGAGCAGCCCGCGGCCGGCGGAUCACGGCGCGAGACCCUCCAGGAGGAAGCCCAACGUGCUGUGGUCUGGCGGGAAAAGGCACUCGUCGACUCAGCAGAGAGUCAACACAAGCACCUCCACGUCCACCUUCAAACAGACCAGGCCUUCUUCCGCUGGCCCUGCUCCCUCUACCCGACGCCAGAAACCCUCCAUGCAAAGUGCGCGGCCCAAGACCUCCCAUGGUCGCGGUUCAGCGCGGGACUCGUCUACAGAACUGCUGUGUGCACUGAGCCAGGAUGAGAGAGAGCUACUGGAGGCCAUUACGGCUCAGGGCUACCCUGUAUGCACCGCCAUAAUGGCUCUACAAAGGACUGGCUGCCGAAGCCCAGAACAGAUCCUGAGUUACCUGGUGGCAUGUGAGCAUCUGUGUGAACUGGGCUAUGACAAAACUCAGGUGGAGGAAGCACUGGAGAUGUUUCAGAACUGUGAAACCAAGGCUGCUGAGUUCCUGCGUCUCUUGGCUCAGUUUAAUGAGAUGGGCUUCCAGCAGAAUGCCAUUAAAGAGGUACUGCUGGUCCAUGAGAACCACAGGGAGAGAGCCCUGGAGGAACUCAUGACCCGAGUCUCUUGA
Messenger RNA from Chanos chanos (milkfish), 1275 nucleotides. Its product is annotated as ubiquitin-associated protein 1-like. The transcript is spliced from 5 exons. The record is from RefSeq and is a predicted model, not a curated record. Gene Ontology annotation, molecular function: ubiquitin binding. The coding region runs from base 1 to 1275 and encodes 424 amino acids. Gene Ontology annotation, cellular component: ESCRT I complex. Gene Ontology annotation, biological process: ubiquitin-dependent protein catabolic process via the multivesicular body sorting pathway. NCBI's taxonomy places the organism in Eukaryota, Metazoa, Chordata, Actinopteri, Gonorynchiformes, Chanidae.